Oldenlandia corymbosa var. corymbosa is the source of this 726-nucleotide messenger RNA. NCBI's taxonomy places the organism in Eukaryota, Viridiplantae, Streptophyta, Magnoliopsida, Gentianales, Rubiaceae. The record is from the annotation of a GenBank genome assembly.
AUGGAGUUCGUAAACCCUGAAGGCCUUCGUUUGGAUGGCCGCCGUGCUACAGAGAUGAGACAGUUUCGGGCGGAAAUAGGGGUGGUUUCUAGAGCUGAUGGUUCUGCUGUUUUUGAGAUGGGAAACACUAAAGUGAUUGCUGCUGUUUAUGGUCCAAGAGAGGUCCAAAAUAAAAGUCAACAAAUAAAUGACAAGGCAGUGGUGCGUUGUGAGUAUAGCAUGGCUAAUUUCAGCACGGGUGAUCGCAUGAGGAAACCAAAAGGCGACAGGAGGUCUACCGAGAUAUCAUUGGUUAUCCGGCAAACAAUGGAAGCUUGCAUCUUGACCAAUCUAAUGCCACGGUCUCAGAUAGACAUAUUUGUCCAAGUUCUACAGGCUGAUGGAGGAACAAGGUCAGCCUGUAUAAAUGCCGCAACUUUGGCUCUCGCUGAUGCUGGUAUUCCAAUGCGUGAUCUUGUUACUUCCUGUAGCGCCGGGUACCUUAAUAGCACUGCACUUCUUGAUCUAAACUAUGUGGAAGAUAGUGCUGGUGGUCCUGAUGUCACGGUUGGAUUUCUCCCGAAGUUGGACAAAGUGACUCUACUUCAGAUGGAUGCAAAAUUGCCACAGGAUACGUUUAAAAAUGUGAUGGAACUUGCUAUUGAAGGCUGCAAAGCUGUGGCGAACUACAUUCGGGACAUAUUAAUGGAGAACACCAAGCGAUUAGAGUGCCGGAGGGGUGUAUAG